Molecule: messenger RNA, 1752 nt
Organism: Plasmodium adleri (nom. inval.)
Lineage: Eukaryota; Apicomplexa; Aconoidasida; Haemosporida; Plasmodiidae
Product: phosphoenolpyruvate carboxykinase
Exons: 1
Coding region: 1-1752 (583 amino acids)
Biological process (GO): gluconeogenesis
Cellular component (GO): cytosol
Molecular function (GO): ATP binding; phosphoenolpyruvate carboxykinase (ATP) activity
Source: RefSeq, a predicted model, not a curated record
AUGGUUGAAAAAUCGUCAGAUUAUGAUUUCGCCGAAAAAAUGGAAGACAUGAAAAAGUUUGUUAUAGAUGAAGUGAGAAGAAAUUUGAUAUACAAGAAACCUAUAGGACCUAUUAUGAGCUCAAAAGAUAUUUUAACUUUAAGCCAAGAACAGGAAUCAAAAUUCAAUGAAGAAGUACAUGAAUUAGGGUUACAUGUGAAUAGUAUACAUCAUAAUUCCACUCCAGCAUUUUUAUAUGAGAUGGCUUUAAAAUAUGAAGAUAAUUCUUUUAUUACUAGCACUGGUGCUUUGUGUUGUAUAUCUGGAGAGAAAACUGGUAGAUCUCCAUCUGAUAAAAGAAUUGUUCAAGAAAAAAGUUCAGAAGAUGAUAUAUGGUGGGGUCAUGUAAAUAUACCUAUUAAAGAAAAAUCAUAUGAAAUUAAUAAAAGUAGAGCUAUAGAUUAUUUAAAUUUACAACCAAAUUUAUAUGUAAUUGAUGCAUAUGCAGGUUGGGAUGAACGUUGUCGAAUUAAAGUUCGUGUUAUUACAUCUAGAGCUUAUCAUGCUUUAUAUAUGUUGAAUAUGCUUAUUCCUCCAAAAAAUGCUGAAGAAAUACAAAAUUUUGUACCUGAUUUUAUUAUAUAUAAUGCAGGAGAAUUCCCAUCUAAUAGGUUAACAGAUGGUAUGUCUAGUAAAACAUCAGUUAUAUUAAAUUUUGGAUCUAUGAAUAUGGUUAUUCUAGGAACACAAUAUGCUGGAGAAAUGAAAAAGGGUAUACUAACAUUAUUUAUGUAUAAAAUGCCAAAGGAAGGCAAAUUACCAUUACAUUCUUCAUGUAAUAUAGGAAAAAAAAAUGAUGUGACCUUAUUUUUUGGUUUAUCUGGUACAGGUAAAACAACCUUAUCAGCUGAUGCUAAUAGAUAUCUUAUUGGUGAUGAUGAACAUGUAUGGACAGAUGAUGGAAUAUUUAAUAUAGAAGGAGGUUGUUAUGCUAAAUGUAAAGGAUUAUCUAAAAGACAAGAGCCUGAAAUAUAUAAAGCUAUUAAAUUUGGAGCUAUAUUAGAAAAUGUAGUUAUGGAUCCAGUUACAAGAGAAGUAGAUUAUAAUAAUUGUACUAUUACAGAAAAUACAAGAUGUGCAUAUCCACUUAAUUAUAUAGAAAAUGCUAAAAUCCCAGCAUAUAUACAUACACACCCACAAAAUAUUAUAUUAUUAACAUGUGAUGCUUUUGGUGUUAUACCACCAUUAUGUAAAUUAGAUGUAUAUCAAAUGAUGUAUCAUUUUGUUAGUGGAUAUACAAGUAAAAUGGCAGGAACUGAAGAUAAUAUUCUCAAACCAACAGCUACUUUUUCUUCAUGUUAUGCAGCUCCAUUCUUAGCUUUACAUCCAAUGAUAUAUGCACAAAUGCUUGCAGACAAAUAUCAAAAACAUAAACCAAAUGUAUGGCUUCUAAAUACUGGAUGGAUUUAUGGAUCCUAUGGUUCAGAUAAAGGAGUUAGAAUACCACUCAAAUAUACACGUCUUCUUGUAGAUUAUAUACAUGAAAAUAAAUUAAACAAUAUUCAAUAUAAAAAAACACCUAUCUUUAAUUUUAAUAUACCAGAACAUUUAGAAGGUAUACCAGAUGAAGUAUUAGAUCCAUUGAUUGGAUGGAAAGACAAAGAAGAUUAUUUAACAAAUCUUAAAAUCUUGGCAAAAGAAUUUAUUAAUAAUUUUUCGUUGUACUUAGAUAAGGCAGGUCCAGAAAUUUUAUCUGGAGGACCCACCUUAUAA